This is a messenger RNA of Diaporthe citri, 906 nucleotides long. RefSeq lists its product as uncharacterized. The transcript is spliced from 2 exons. The record is from RefSeq and is a predicted model, not a curated record. NCBI's taxonomy places the organism in Eukaryota, Fungi, Ascomycota, Sordariomycetes, Diaporthales, Diaporthaceae. The coding region runs from base 1 to 906 and encodes 301 amino acids.
AUGGGGGCGUCGCUCUCGAGUUGCCUGUGCAUCCGCGGGACAUCCGCCUCUUCAAGGGCCGCGUCGCGGGUUGCCACCUCGUCGAGUGCCGAGUCCACGCAGGCCGACACACAAACAAGGGCGCCUCUCGCAACAUGGAUCUGGAACACGACCAUGAUCACAGAUGCCUCUCAGACGUCCCAGUUCUUCUCGUUCGCCCAGCAACAGGGCCUGCAGAGGGCGUAUCUGCAUGUGGACGCCGACAUCGACAACUCGUAUUUUGGGAACUUCAUCCAACAGUGCAGCGCCAGCGGCAUCGCGGUGGAAGCACUGAUGGGAAAUGCCCAGUGGAUCCUCGGGGGUGGCACGCCCAGCCUGCAGUCCAACCUGGAGUGGGUCGACCAGUACCAGGGCAACGCCUCCGCCGGCGCCAGAUUCUCCGGCAUUCACAUGGACAUCGAGCUGUGGUCCCUGAGCGACUGGCAGUCGAUGCUUGGUACAUAUAUACCCGCGUGGGAGAACAUUGUCACCAGCGUGUCCGCCUUCGCGAGGUCACACGGCAUCUCCGCCGCAGCUGACCUGCCCUUCUGGGCAUAUUCCAUGUCCGACCCAACCACCGGCCAGGCCAUGGACUCGUGGAUGCUCAAUGCCCUGGACUCCAUCACCUUCAUGACCUACCGCAACUCGGUCAGCGAGCUGUUUGAAGUGGCCGAGAAGCCACUCGCCGCCGCCGACGCCGCCGGCAAGCAGGUCUACGUGGCGGUCGAGACGGUGGCCAGCACCGAGGCAAUGGUCAGCUUCAAGGGCCUGGCGACGGUGACCUCGCUCUCCACCAGCCUGCAGUCCAUCAAGAUCGAGUGCUCCAACCACACGAGCUUCGCGGGCAUUGCCGUCCACGAUUACGCAGGGUGGUUGGCUCUGGGCUAG